Molecule: messenger RNA, 3478 nt
Organism: Paralichthys olivaceus (Japanese flounder)
Lineage: Eukaryota; Metazoa; Chordata; Actinopteri; Pleuronectiformes; Paralichthyidae
Gene: slc6a16a
Product: solute carrier family 6 member 16a
Biological process (GO): sodium ion transmembrane transport
Cellular component (GO): plasma membrane
Source: RefSeq, a predicted model, not a curated record
UCUGAAAGACGUCCAGGAAGUCUUCUUCUGAUGGAGGACACGCUUUCAUGGUCAACAAGUCCUCUGCACACAAGAGAGUACAACCAGAGUCCAAAAAAAGGUAUCUCCAGAGCUGCAGGACCUUUCUCAACAACAACAGCUGCAGUGUGGACAGGGGCCGGACACACACAUCACAUCCAGUAGUGUGUAUUUAUGUUGGCCAGGGGAAGGGCAGCUCAGCCCCCCCACUUCUCCCAUUGGCUCCAACUUCUCCUUCACUUCUUCUCGGGCGGUCGUCGACAGGAGCACGUUCCAGAACCGACACUUUGCCACGAGUGACAGAAAAACCUUCCCUCGACACCGAGGACAGAGCCUGGCUGGGUGAGGGUCAGUCUGAAUCUCAGCUUACACAAGGUCCGGAUGGAGUCACGACAAGUGAUGGAGACCGGCCCGCUUGGGACUCGAAGUUCCAGUACGUGUUGGCCCAGGUGGGGUUCAGCGUGGGCUUAGGGAAUGUGUGGAGGUUUCCGUACCUGUGCCACCAAAAUGGAGGAGGGUCCUUCAUGGUAUUGUAUGUUUUUCUCCUCCUGAUUGUGGGCGUUCCACUGUUCUUCAUGGAGUUGGCAGCUGGGCAGUGCAUCCGACAGGGAAGCAUCGGUGUGUGGAAGCACAUCUCCCCGAAACUGGCAGGGGUUGGCUACUCCAGCUGCAUGGUCUGUUUCUACGUGGCUCUGUACUACAAUGUCAUCAUUGCAUGGAGCCUGUUCUACUUGGGAAAUUCUUUUCAGUAUCCUCUGCCGUGGGAGCAGUGUCCUCUCGAUGUAACCACUAACGACACAGUGAAAGAAUGUGCAGGCAGCUCCCCGACGUCAUAUUUCUGGUUCCGGAAAGCCCUCGACAUCACAAAUUCCAUCGAUGACUCCGGAGAGUUGAACCCCAUCAUGACGGGCUGUUUGUUGGCUGCCUGGACCAUUGUCUCUUUGGCCAUGAUCAAGGGCAUCAAGUCCUCUGCAAGGGUGAUGUACUUCUCCACAGUCUUUCCCUAUGUGGUUCUCUUCAUCUUCUUAAUCAGAGGGUUGAUGUUGGACGGUGCGAUUGAUGGAAUCACCUAUAUGUUUUACCCUAAACUGGAAAUCUGGGGUAAUGUGCAGGUGUGGCGACAGGCUGCCACACAAGUCUUCUUCGCCCUUGGUCUGGGCUACGGCUCCGUCAUUGCAUAUUCCUCCUACAAUCCAGUCAACAACAACUGCCACAGGGACGCGCUGAUGGUCUCUGGCAUCAACUUCAUGACAUCGGUGUUGGCAUCACUAGUGGUUUUUGUUGUGCUGGGUUUCCGUGCCAAGAACAUUGCACUACGCUGCGUGACUAAAAAUCUUGGUCUGCUCAGCUCCAUGGCGUCACAUGGAGCUGAAGAGCACUGGUGGCCUUGGUUCAACAUGUCAGAUCCGAGCUCUGUGUCCUUAGGGGAGUACAGAGAGUGGUACAGUCACUACAGCCCCAUUGUGGGUUCCAACAUCACUGACUGCAGUCUGGAGGAGGAGAUGAAUAAGGGUGUUGAAGGCACGGGCCUGGCGUUCAUAGCGUUCACUGAGGUGAUGGCGCUCUUCCCAGCCAGCCCCUUCUGGUCCACACUGUUCUUCCUCAUGCUGCUCAACCUGGGCCUCAGCACCAUGUUUGGGACCAUGCAGGGAAUCCUCACACCUCUCAUGGACAAUUUCAGCUUCUUGGGGCGCCACAGGACUGCACUCACUGUGUCCAGCUGUGCUCUGGGUUUCUUGAUAGGAAUGUUGUUCACCCAGCGUUCGGGGAACUACUUUGUGACGAUGUUUGAUGACUACUCUGCAACCCUCCCGUUAGUCAUCGUAGUCAUUUUUGAAACCAUAAGUGUGGCCUGGGUUUAUGGAACCGAUCGCUUCCUGGAUGAUAUUGAGGUCAUGCUCAAAUGGCGCCCUCCAGUGGUGUACAAAUAUCUUUGGAAGUAUGUGUGUUUACUGGCGAUGGUGGGUCUGCUGGCUGCCAGUUUGCUGCGCAUGAUCUUUAAAGGUCCCACAUACACUGCCUGGAAUCAAAACACAGCGUCUGAGAUGACUCUCGAGUAUCCUCGCUGGGCCCUGGCGAUGAUCGUCAUGCUCAUAGUCUUUGCUAGCCUGCCUGUGCCAAUCGGCUACAUCCAUUCCACGUGGAAAAACCGCCAGCUCAGUAACGCUCGCUCCGAAGUAGGAGGUGGCCAGGAGAUGCACCGUGAGUUGUACACCAAGUGCGACUCCAGUGACCAGCUGGACUCAAGCUCCCACCACCGAGCCCCCUCCGAGGAAGACGAGGCUCGUCCCAGGACGGCCUUCCAGACAGUGGGCGCCGACCACUACCAGCUCCUGCCCCAGCAGCUGGAGGUAGAGGAGGAUGAGGAGCAAGACACAGGAGUGUGAGCGCAGCUGAGGGAGGAGGGUGGUUUGUUUGUGAAAGAACAAAUUGUUCAUCCUCGGAAGGUGAGUUAGCGAGACCCUGGAAGAGAGAGUUGUCAAAGUGGAGGCAGGACAUUCGUAAACAGAUUUUAUCAGAGUCUUUGGGUUGUACCCUGUCAUCAUAUUCAAGCAAGCUAUGCAUUGCUGACAGGCCAAAGUUAUUUUCUUUAUAUAAGUGAAGGUACAUUACACAGUCAAAUCAAGGCUUUUUAUUUUCUUUAUUUGUGAAACAAGACCUCAGUUCCGCCUUGUUUAUCCCUCUGUUAAUUUUUUGAACCACACAAGCUGUUCAGAACAUAAAAACCAUUGUAAAUACACGACAAAGGAAGAAAACCGUACCUUUGGUGAAGCAAAGGAUUUUAUUUUAGUGGAAGAGAGAGUUGUCAAAGUGGUGGCAGGACAUUCGUAAACAGACUUUAUCAGAAAAGCCAAAGUUAUUUUAUUUAUAUAAGUGAAGGUACAUUACACAGUCAAAUCAAGGCUUUUUAUUUUCGUUGGUGAAGCAAAGGAUUUUAUUUUAGUGGAAGAGAGAGUUCUCAAAGUGGAGGGAGGACAUUCGUAAACAGAUUUUAUCAGAGUCUUUGGGUUGUACCCUGUCAUCAUAUUCAAGCAAGCUAUGCAUUGCUGACAGGCCAAAGUUAUUUUAUUUAUAUAAGUGAAGGUACAUUACACAGUCAAAUCAAGGCUUUUUAUUUUCGUUGGUGAAGCAAAGGAUUUUAUUUUAUUUUUUACAUAAGGACAUUUACCAGCUACCAGUCUGUCAAACUAUACUUUUGAUUUCACGCUGGGAUUUAAACUGAGAAAUAUGCUUCAUGCAUGAAAACAUUCUACCAUGAGAAACUGUGAUGUUUGUGUUCGUGUUGUUAAUCACGUUGUUUAUAACAUGAGAGAUGUUAAUAUGUCGGUUAAAUUUGCUCAUUUUACUUUGUAUUAAUAUCGUUUUACCUCAUAAGAGCAAUGUUUUUACACGUGUUCAUCCAGUGUCAGUUGUAGCUGUUUCAAAUCGUUCUAGACGAGGACUUGAAUAAACCUCUAGA